Botrytis porri is the source of this 567-nucleotide messenger RNA. RefSeq lists its product as uncharacterized. The coding region runs from base 1 to 567 and encodes 188 amino acids. The transcript has a single exon. The record is from RefSeq and is a predicted model, not a curated record. NCBI's taxonomy places the organism in Eukaryota, Fungi, Ascomycota, Leotiomycetes, Helotiales, Sclerotiniaceae.
AUGGACCAUUGUUGCAAACGGACUUUCCACGGAGCAUGUCUUCGAUCGUGGGCAAAUGAGCAAACAUCGAUGGAUCACGAAGGUACCUGCCCAAUGUGUCGACAUAAAUGGCCAGUCGAAUUCGUCGAAGAGCUAUUUGAAGGAUACGAAGAAGAGCUUUUACAUGUGCAGCAUAAGUGUUCAUGUGACGAGAGUUCUUACUUAGGCUUGCUCUCUCCAAAUCUCUUGCAGGGGUUGUCUGAAGAGCAGAAGAGUAGCCUUCGUGAACUCAUCAAGGUUAUCGAGUGGCAGCACCAGCACAAUGAAGGCUAUCCGGAUCCAACGCAACGCCUCCUCAUUGUCUUCAUGAUGUGCCCCGAAGACUCUAUGGACAUUAAUCCUGGAGAAUUAUCCGCGGACCGCCAGUACGAAGGAAUGAAAUUAUUGUUGGAGUGGGCUUUACAUCACCUUGAAGAAUACGAAUCGCCGACUUCACAUUCGAAUUUCGCAUUGAUUCCUCGCCCGUCCAAUUACGACCACUUUGGCCCUGAGCCCUAUCUCGCCGAACUCACCGAGAUUUACAGUUAA